Laetiporus sulphureus 93-53 is the source of this 706-nucleotide messenger RNA. RefSeq lists its product as uncharacterized. Bases 203 to 625 code for a protein of 140 amino acids. Gene Ontology annotation, cellular component: nucleus. The record is from RefSeq and is a predicted model, not a curated record. Gene Ontology annotation, biological process: regulation of DNA-templated transcription. Lineage: Eukaryota; Fungi; Basidiomycota; Agaricomycetes; Polyporales; Laetiporaceae. Gene Ontology annotation, molecular function: zinc ion binding; DNA-binding transcription factor activity, RNA polymerase II-specific. The transcript is spliced from 4 exons.
AAUGCCGUUCUCGGCUCUCGAACGACACAGCAUAAGCAUUCAUUUGGGUCACCGUCGCAUGCAGAUGACGGAACGAAAUGGAUAGAGCCGUCCUGUAUAAAAGGCUCCGGUGUCCUGUCCUCAGGCUUCAACUCCCUCCCGUAUUCCACAACUCACAGCGGACUUUUCGCAUUCCCUUUUCUCUUGUAUUACUGUCAACACUAUGUCCGAGGGAAGCAAGCCCCAUAUGCAUGAAGGCAAAGAUAGCGAUUCCGAAGGCGAGUCCUACUCGCCUAGGACCCCACGAAGAACACCGAUGGCAUGCCAGUUUUGUCGAGGUCGCAAGAUGAAAUGCGAUGGUCGUCCGAUAUGUGGCAAUUGUAGUCGUCGCGGGAUCGCUUGCUCCUAUGUUCCUGUAACUGAGACUCUAUUCUCGAUCUCCCUCCUACCUUCAGGCCAGCACAGCCAGCUCGGCGCCGGAUCGUCUCAACUAUGCGCACUCUGCUAUCUAUCGCUCUCCAGUCUUGUCGGCAUACAUGGCUGUUCUAGCACAGUUUCCGGACGAUUGCUGUCGUUGACCACGACACUUGUAGCUAUAGGCAACUCGCGCUCGCUUCUCCCAUGCACAUCUACCUCUAUAUCUUGAUAAUUACCCUCUAGACUACCGUAUUGUACAACUGUUCUCCGCUCCGCUCAUACACGCAGUGACAUUGUGUUCGGCCGUCGU